Messenger RNA from Hyla sarda, 3169 nucleotides. Its product is annotated as prolactin-like. Lineage: Eukaryota; Metazoa; Chordata; Amphibia; Anura; Hylidae. Gene Ontology annotation, biological process: positive regulation of cell population proliferation; response to nutrient levels; positive regulation of receptor signaling pathway via JAK-STAT. The transcript is spliced from 7 exons. The record is from RefSeq and is a predicted model, not a curated record. Gene Ontology annotation, molecular function: hormone activity. Gene Ontology annotation, cellular component: extracellular region. The coding region runs from base 1205 to 1672 and encodes 155 amino acids.
GCUGAUGUUGGAUAGUUAGCCGGAUAUCCGGAAUAAACUAUUAAUCCGGCAAUUGGAUGUCUGAAAUAGUGGAACAGUCUUUGAAAUUAUCAGACUGAGCUGCUCAUAGUCAUUUAAGGGGUUAAAUGUUGCUCACCAUGUCCGCUGGUCCUCAUACUGCGACGGGCCGAAGAUAGUAUAGGUUACAGUUGGUAUUUUGUAACUGAAGGCUUGGCUGCUGUGCGUUAGUUGGAGUCCGUCUGAAAGCGGGGCUCUGGCAUGAGACUCCCACGCCGGAGGUCCGCAGCAGCGGUGUGCGGCUGCAAUGGUAUCGGACCUCUGCUGGAUUCGUCAGAGCGGAGCACUCGUGGAGACGGCAGCAUGCAAAAGCAGAUAAAUGUGGCAGGUAGGUGAGACUCCCAGUAAGGCCAGCAGGUGUAUGGACAGCCUGUUCCAAUUAGUGUGCCGGUUUCUGUGAAGGCAGCGCGUCUCUUUAUUGCUCUGUUCAGACAGAGUCUAAGCCUAGACGCGUUUCAGGGUGCUUAGAACGACCCCUUCUUCAGUAGGCUGCUGCGGACCUCCGACGUGGGAGUCUCAUGCCAGAGCCCCGCUUUCAGACGGACUCCAACAAACGCACAGCAGCCAAGCCUUCAGUUACAAUAUACCAACUGUAACCUAUCCUAUCUUCGGCCCGUCGCAGUAUGAGGACCAGCGGACAUGAUGGAAAUCCCAUAGAGGGAGCUGUAAAUGAGUGUAGAAGGGGAUAUAUGUGAUAGAAGAGGAUUACAUGCCUUCCAGCUCUACACGCCGACCUGCCCGAUAUUACAUGCAUUUGUUACACUGAGUGGGAGGAACAAAUUAAUGAAACUGUAGACAAUAAAGAUGAUACCAGUAAGCCUGGCCUGGCUCCUCUUCUUCAUAUGGAUGAUGGGGAAAUGAAGAUUCCAUGUUUCUUAUUAAUAUGGUUACCCUGUUCUAAUGUCAUUGGGAGGCACUCAAAGUGGUUGGAAGACGGAAGGUAUAAAAGCCAACGCUGCCAUUCCGCUAGACAAGAGCAGGAAAGUUGCUGCUUGUGUUUCUGGUAUUGACUAUAAGCCUCAAAGGGGGAGUGGUUCUCUCCAGCCCGAUCUGCACUCCAGGGAGUCUCCAGUGUCAGGUCCUGCUCAGUGAUCUAUUUGACCGAGCCAUCAGACUUUCACAUUAUAUCCAUACGCUAUCUACAGAGAUGUUUGAGGAUAUUGAUCAACAGUAUUCAGAAGGACGCCAACUUAUGAUUAACGCAAUGAACAAUUGUCAUACCUCAACCCUAAAUACCCCAGAGGGCAAGGAGCAGACACUGCAACUCCAACAUGAAGACUUGUUGAGCCUUGUGAAUACAUUACUGCGCUCUUGGUCCCAGCCCCUGCAAUACUUGUCCAUGGGGGCACCAAAUAAUAUGGUUCAGAAGGUGAAAGAAGCUGAGGAACACACUAAGAUUCUUCAAGGAGGAAUAGACAGGAUCUCUGGAAGAAUGCUGACUGAUUUAGAAGACUUGUACCCUGAGUGGUUUGGUCCCGUUGACAUCACGGUGCCACAGGGCGAUCCCGACCUGUUCCCCAUCUACCACUUGUUGCACUGUUUCCGCAGGGACUCUCACAAAAUUGACAGCUACUUAAAGAUCCUCCGAUGUCGCAUGAUAGAAGCCAACUGCUAGGGAAAAGUGCAUUCUAAAUUAAAUGACAACCUUUAUUUCUGCUGCCUCAAAGUACACAUUUUAGACUGGUAAACCUGUGUCCAGUGGAAUCAGUUAAUUUACUAUUGUCCCCAGCCUGCCUACAAAAAUAAUUAACACUUUAACUCACCUUCCGCCACUUCUUCCUAGCUCUGGGAUCAGGAAACCUCAUCUCUGACAGGUCUCUGCUGACAGUCUGCUUCACUGGAGCCGUGAUGUCACAGGAGCGCUGUUCUGCAAUAAAUGGCGGCAGCAGUGUCCCACCUCAGCCAGUGAUUGAGUGGCACUGUAAGCUCCCCGGUGGUGGACAGGGCGCCACUAUACCGGAACUAAUAAAGUGUUUAUAGAUUUUGUAGGCAGCCUGUGGACAAUAGCAAAUUACCUGUUUCCACUGGACAACCCCUUUUAGCCGUACAAUAUGAAUAUUUUAAUGUUACUUGUAACAUCACAUUCAAUGAUUCACAUUCAAAAAAACUUUUUUUUUUUUUGGUAGCACGUAUUGACUUUGGCUUUUAAUGCAAAAAUUGCACCUCUAAACAGUCACAGACAAAUCACAUAUUUUUUGGGGUUGUGCAACCAAAGAUUAAAGGGGUUAUUAAGCAAUAGAAAAUGGCAUGGCAUUAAAUAAAAAACAAACAAACAGACUGGAGUUAAUUUCUUCCAAAAACAGCACCACAUCUGUCUGCAGGUUGUUUGUGGUAUUACAACUUGGUUCCAUUGGUUUCAAUGGAACUGAGGUUUUUGAAGAAAUCAGCUGUUUUUCGAAUGCUGGAUAACCCCUUUAAAGGGGUACUCUGGCGCUUAGACAUCUUAUCCCCUAUCCAAAGGAUAGGGGAUAAGAUGCCUGAUAGUGGGACCCCCCUGAUCUUGCACGCCACACCCCAUUAAAAUCAGUCCCUGGAGCAUGUUCGCUCCGGGUCUGAUUACUGACGAUCACGGGGCCGGAGCAUUGUGACGUCACGGCUCCUCAAUGCAAGCCUAUGGGAGGGGGCGUGACAGCUUUUCUUUGUGUACUUAUUACAAUGAGGCAAGUGAUAGAUUUAUUUUUCUUAUAAAAAUAAACCAUUUGCAAUAAGAAGUUUGUCUUUUGUCUUUGUUUAAAAUACAUUGCCUGUUGUCUUGAGCUCCAGGUUGGUGCCCAUAUAAAGGCACCUAAAGCAACUAGGUUUGCUCCAGAGUAUCUGAGCAGAAAUUACCUGAUAAUCUUCCUGUUUUGCCCAAUCACAGCUCAGCUUUCAUAACAAGAUUUAUAAAUCAUAAAUUAGAUUUUCUGUCUUGAGGAAUAGGUGGAAUAAUGCUUUCCUCUUCAGGUAUCUGGAGCUAAUUCAGCCAUUUCUUAAAGGGGCAGCUGCCACUGAAACCAGAAAUGUGAAGCCUGCACACUGGAAAUUCAUAGUAGAGCGCAAUAGAUGUAUAAAGGGUUUCUAAACCCCAAUUUACAUGUACUGAAAGAGCUGUUGGUGAUAUAAGGGCAUUCUG